Molecule: messenger RNA, 2334 nt
Organism: Sugiyamaella lignohabitans
Lineage: Eukaryota; Fungi; Ascomycota; Dipodascomycetes; Dipodascales; Trichomonascaceae
Gene: VPS13
Product: membrane morphogenesis protein VPS13
Exons: 1
Coding region: 1-2334 (777 amino acids)
Biological process (GO): late endosome to vacuole transport; mitochondrion organization; protein targeting to vacuole
Cellular component (GO): extrinsic component of membrane
Source: RefSeq, a predicted model, not a curated record
AUGCUUCCAAAUAGGAAAGCACAGUGGUCAGCACCCUUCAACAUCACAAACACUGGACGCACUUAUGUCAAGGUUUUUGUCCAUGGUAAAGGUACAGUGCUUUUGAAAAUCGAUGUUUUGCUUGAAAAUUCGACUUUGUUUUUGUACUUUGACGAGGCAGGAAACAACUGGCCCUACUCUAUUCGCAACUUCUCCAAAUUUGAGUUUUUGUUUUACCAAGCCAACCCAUAUGUUGAUGACCAAGGAGUGGAGCAGCAUCCACACCCACCAUUCAACCCUAUUCGAUACAAACUUCCACCAAAGAGCUUGAUGUCAUAUGCAUGGGAUUUUCCAGCUGCCCCCUUCAAAGAGCUGGUUAUUCUUUGUAAUGGCAAGGAGAGAAGAGUUCAGUUAACUGAAAUUGGUAACCUUCGACCCAUGAAAUUGCCUAGAACUGAGAGGUCAGAGGGCGGUAUUAUUGAACUCCAUGUUGUAGCUGAUGGUCCCUUGCAGUCGUUGGUAUUGUCUGAUUAUGAUGCCAGUUCAAGCAUAUACAAGAUCAAGUCACAGUCACAGGCAUCGUCGGUAUCGCAACAGGCGUCUUCAUCACAAGUCGAUUUAUUCAGUGUAGAUGAUUCUGUUGAUAACGACUCGGUAUUGACAGUUACUGUUCAGCUUGAAGGUGUAGGCGUUUCGUUGAUUAAUCGCCGACAUGUUGAACUUUGCUACAUGACCACGAGGGGAUUCGAGUUCAAGUACAAGUCAUCUGAAUUGUACGAGACCUUCUCCAUGAAAGUGAAAUGGAUCCAGAUCGAUAAUCAGCUAUAUGGAGGUCAUUACGAUGUGAUUUUAUUCCCCAGUGUAUUACCUAAAUCCACUAGGGAAAUGGAAAAUCAUCCAACAUUUUCGGCUAUGGUGACUAGAGUAAAGGACGAUUCGCAUGGUGUCUUGUACAUAAAGUAUGCGAGUGUUUUGCUUCAACAGAUGACUUUAGAAAUGGACGAAGAUUUCUUGUUUUCCCUCCUGGAUUUUGCAAGAGAUCCCAAUACGCCAUGGACGGGAAGCGAGAAAGAUAUACUUUGCGACGAGUCUAGUCAUAUUCCAGAACCUGAGAAAGAGUCAUCUGGAGAGGAAAUCUAUAUUGAAGUUCUUCAUAUCCAUCCUGCACAAAUGGACCUCUCAUUUGUUCGUACUGAGCGUAUCAAUGUUGAAGAUAGGUCAUCAUCUCCAACAGCAUUAAAUUACUUCGUCAAUAUCCUUACUAUGGCAAUUGGUAAUAUCAACGAUGCACCAGUGAAACUCAAUGCCCUGUUAAUGGAAAAUGUGCGAACUCAAAUGCCAGUGCUGAUCCAGUCUGUUGAAUCGCAUUAUUCUCAAGGAUUUCUGUACCAAGUACACAAAAUCCUUGGCUCUGCUGACUUCAUUGGCAAUCCGGUUGGUUUAUUCAACAAUAUCAGUUCAGGAUUCGUGGACAUGUUUUAUGAACCUUACAAUGGAUUUAUGCUGAACGAUCGAUUGGACGAGUUUGGUAUUGGUCUCGCCAAGGGUGGGUUCAGUUUCAUGAAGAAAUCCAUCUUUGGUAUCUCUGACAGUGUUUAUAAAGUCACGGGUAGUAUUUCAAAGGGGUUGUCAGUGGCAACUCUAGAUCGAGAAUUCCAGAGCCGGAGAAGGAUUAACAUGGCUCGAAACAGGCCCCGGCAUGCGUUAUAUGGACUUACUCAAGGAGCUACUUCAUUUUUCGACAGUGUUACAAGUGGAGUAAGCGGUUUGGCAUUGGCUCCAAUGGAGGGAGCUGCCAAAGAGGGUGCCAGUGGAUUUUUCAAGGGUCUGGGUAAAGGUAUAGUCGGACUUCCUACCAAGACAGCAAUCGGAUUCUUCGAUCUCGCUAGUAAUCUUAGUGAGGGUGUUCGUAACACUACCACUGUAUUUGAUGGGGAGACUAUCACUCGAAUCCGACCAGCUAGAUUCAUAGCCCAAGACGGUAUUGUUAGACCCUAUUCUCAGCGAGAAGCCGUUGGUCAACAAUGGUUGAAGAGUGCGAACAGUGGACGUUAUUUCAAGGAUGAGUACUUGGCCCAUAUCAACAUGACACAGAACGCAGCAGUUGUCAUUGUGACCACUACGCGUAUAAUAACGUUGUUCACGUCAAACUUGCGUACUGAUUGGGAAGUUAGAUUUGAUGAGCUGCGGUCGAUUAAUAGAAAAUCGACUGGUCUGACAUUGAUUUUGCGACCCGACGAUGAACGAAGGGAAUUUUUCAUUCCCAUUGGAGACCAGGAUAGUCAGCGAUUCUUGUUUAAAGAGAUUAGCACCGCUGUCAAGGAAUAUAACCGAAGGCUCCAAACUAUAUCAUAG